Molecule: messenger RNA, 2203 nt
Organism: Linum trigynum
Lineage: Eukaryota; Viridiplantae; Streptophyta; Magnoliopsida; Malpighiales; Linaceae
Source: the annotation of a GenBank genome assembly
GGAAGAAGGCGAGAUCUGAAUAAAUAGUAUAACGACUCUGAUGGCGACAUCCUGACAGUAGUAUGCCAUUCGGUGUCGCCGGCGGUGGGUCUAGCAGCGCGGCGGGGUCAGCUCCGUAGGUGGAAAUCCUGGCCCAUAGAUCCGUAGGUAGGUUCCUGACCCACUGCGGGUGGGGCUCCGUAGUCGAAGCGCUCCGAUUCGGCCGGCCGCUGAUCAUGCUGUCGAUCCACGUCGUCGAUCAGGGCCUGAUCGCCUGGACGUUCGCCGAGAGAGGCGCCGGAGUUGAGGUCACGAGGGACGAGGAAGACGGGUACUACUCCAGCGAAUCCGUCGCCGAAUCGGUGCGGGCGGUGGUGGAGGAGAAAUCCGGGAGGCGGUACAGGGACAAAACGAAGGAGAUGAGGGUGGCGGUGUUCGGAAAUACGGCGGUGUUCUGGGGGAUGGCGUCGGCAACAGGGGAGAAGAAUCGAGUGAGGAGAGAAGGGUAAGGUUGGGGUAAUGAAUGAUUUAAUUUAAUUUUAAUUUAUUAUUUUUUGUGAGUUUCCGUUUUUACCCAUGUUGUUACUCUAACAACACUAUGAGUAUUGUUAUAGUAUCCAGACCCGAUUGUUAUAUAUUUUGAUGUUUUGUUGUCCUUUAUCACUAGCAUAGGGCUCGGCCCGUUGGUCGGAAGAAUUUUGUCGAGAAAUAUGGUAUAUAAUAAUGGAUAUAAUAGAUGAUUUGAAAUGCAUGAUUUUCUAUCUUAGUUAUGCACAUAACAUUUUUGAAAGUGAUCCACCUAUGCAUAAUGUGUUUAGAUCUCCAUGAAAAGAGAAAAAAUAUAAUAUAAGCAUUACAUAUAAUUAUUGAAUAAAAAAAGAAUAUAACUAAUUGUCAUUCAUAACUUAAUUAAAUUAUAUAGUUGAAUAUUAUAGUUGCUUCUCAUAAUACAUACAUAUAUACAUACAUACAUAAUCAACCUUUAGGAUGAAAGAAAAUGUCUCAUAGAGUUUAGUAUGUCCUUUAAGUUUUCCCCAAUAGAGAGCGUUCUUUUUUACCACACUGUUGGUAAUGAAUAUGAAUUUGCUUGAUUUGAAAUAUAUAAGACAUGAUGCUAAGUUAUCGCUCAUAGUUAGUUGGACAAUGUGUUGUGUACGGAUUUCCCAAAUUAUUCUCAUAUUAAAGACAUGUCUAGCAACAAUGUAGUAAUUUUCAUGCAGCAAAUAUGUUUUUUUUUUCAUGAAGUGAUUCAGUAAAUAAAAACAUAUGAAAAUAAUAUUACAUGAAAUAUAUGUUACUCAUUAAGUUGAUGAAUGAGCGAGGGUAUGAGUAGCAUACAUUUAUUUUAAAAUAUAGAAGUUGCGAAGUGUCUUUUGGGUUGUAUGAAAUCACAUAUUCUCAUUAUCACUAAAUGACUUAUGCUUUUUUGCAAUAGAUAGUUCAAAAUGUGUCUUAAAAUUUUGUUUCCACCAUUGUAAAAGAAUUGUUUGAACCAAAGGAUUGUAAAUCGUAUAAAAAAGUUGGCAGUAGAGUAUUUAAUACUAAAUUUAUAAUUUAAUAAUGGUUCAACCGUUUCAUAUUGUUAAAUAUCACAUAUCGGUUUAGCCUAUGAUGUGAAGUUUCAUGGUCUAACCACCGGUACAUACGAUCUUUUAAUACAAACUUUAAAUAAAAACCACUAAAAUAUUGACAUUAUCAAAUACCUCUUAAAUCUCAGAAAUUACAAUAAUCGUAUUAAGGAAAAAAUCUUCCAAAUUAUACUAUUGAUUUAGGAUUUUAAAUUGAAAUAGAAAAAAUAUGUAAAAUAUAAUGUCAUCUCCUAAAAUAAAUCAAAACUCAACAUAAUAGGGCCAAGAAUAUCUACUAAUCAAAGCACAAUGACAAUUAUUUCACACUACCUCAUUUUCCUCCUCUUUUAAAUGUGUCCUCUCACUCUUUAUUUGUCUUCCUCUUUGUUUUUCCAUUUGUUCUUCCAUCUCUCUCUCACAACUUUGUAUCUCACAACUCUUCCCCUUUUCCCUUCCUCUUUCUUCUCACCGCCUGGAAUCGAGAGAAACCUAGAAACAACCCAAUUACUUCUUCAAUUUUGCGUUCGAAAUGCUUCUUCUCCAUUCACAAUUGAUAGUGUGACUCAGAGCACCUGAAACCUGGCGAAUAGAUGGUCGCUUAUUCAUCGACGGAGCAAAGUAGCUUGAUAGCUUGUGAAUAAACUAAUUAUUAAAAG